AUGCCCCCUCCAGCUACAGCCAAUCUGGGUUACACUCCCCCAGACGGAGGAUGGGGCUGGGUGGUCGUCUUUGCUGCUUUCAUCUCUAUUGGAUUCUCCUACGCUUUCCCCAAGUCUCUUACUGUGUACUUCAAGGAGAUUCAAGAAUACUUUGGCGCGUCCUACAGUGAGAUAGCAUGGGUGUCCUCCGUCAUGCUCGCCUCCAUGUAUGCCGCAGGGCCCAUCAGCAGUGCUUUGGUAAACCGCUACGGCAGCAGACCUGUGGUGAUGGUGGGUGGAAUCUUGGUCGGAGUGGGGAUGGUCUCUGCAUCCUUUGGCACCUCGAUAGUGCAUCUGUACAUCUGUGUCGGAGUUAUUGGAGGUUUUGGACUCGCCCUCAACCUGCAACCUUCUCUGACCAUUAUCGGCACUUACUUUCAGGCCAAAAGGCCUCUGGCUAAUGGACUGGCCAUGACAGGAAGUCCAGUGGUGUUGUUCACUCUUGCUCCUCUGAACCAGUACCUGUUUGAUUCUUAUGGCUGGAGGGGAAGCUUCCUCAUUUUAGGAGGCAUUGUCCUGAACUGCUGUGUGGCUGGUUCUCUGAUGAGACCAGUGAAGAAAACGGUUGUGUCCAAAACCGAGCCUUCAGAGUGUCAUGAGAAGGAGGCAGCAGGCUCGCCGAGGACUGAAGACAGCUCGAAGAGCCAGAGCUCUCUGCUUUUUGAGACGCUCAUGGACCUAGUGGGAGCUAAGCGCUUCUCCAGUGCUGUGGGGCUAUGCACUAUUAUAGAGUGUGGGCCUGUGCUCCUGGGACCCCCCAUGUCAGGAGCCCUGGUGGAUGUCUUUGGAGACUACAAAUACAUGUACUACGUGUGUGGUGUGUUUAUGCUAGUGCCUGGAAUCUACUUCUUUGUUAUGCAUUACUACAAUUACAGGAAGCUGGAGGAGGAGAGGCACAGAGCAGCUGUGGAGAUGAGGACUGCUGAAGACACAGUACACUUGAACAUAAAUCAGAAAUAA
Molecule: messenger RNA, 999 nt
Organism: Knipowitschia caucasica
Lineage: Eukaryota; Metazoa; Chordata; Actinopteri; Gobiiformes; Gobiidae
Source: the annotation of a GenBank genome assembly